Theobroma cacao (cacao) is the source of this 1528-nucleotide messenger RNA. Lineage: Eukaryota; Viridiplantae; Streptophyta; Magnoliopsida; Malvales; Malvaceae. The record is from RefSeq and is a predicted model, not a curated record.
CGUGCGUCCUUUGAUGCCCUCUGUCUCUCUCACGCUUGACUUUAACUUCCCUUCUCUCUGGUAUCAAAGCGAACCAGAGACUCUCGCGCUCUCUCUUCUCUCUGCGACUUUUCCUCUUCAAUUUCGAUCUCAAAUCUGGUAACUAAGAGAAAAAGACUUGCUGAAGCUGCCAAGCUAAGCUAUUCUCUGCAGGAACUUGUCAUCAAGUUAAGAUUAAGAUAUGGAACUGAACACCAUAAAAGAUGCAUUUGACCGUGUUGCUAAGAGGCAGAAAUUAUUUUCCUCUAAAUCCCAAGAGGUAGUUGAUCAAGUUGGCCAUGAAAUUGAGCAGGCAUUGGCAAAAAUCCAGGCCUCUAAUGAUCCCCUGUCCCCUAUUGAUCUGAAAUCCAUUCUUACUGAGCUUAAACUUAAGCUCAAUACUAUGGAUCCACUCCACCAGUUAGAAGGACUGCAGAAGGAACGUAACAUAAAUCUCAGCAAGUACCCUAAACUUCUUGAAAAGUCAUUCAAUCCUGACAUAUCCAAGGCAUAUAGAAAUGUUGAUUUUGACUUCCACAUAGUGAAUCAGAUACUUGCAAGUCACUUUUACCGGCAAGGCUUGUUUGACCUUGGAGAUUGCCUGAUAAAUGAAGCUGGAGAACCUGAGGCAAUUGCAAUUAGAUCUCAUUUCUUAGAAAUGUAUCAAAUACUUGAAGCUUUGAAGGUUAAGAACCUUGAGCCUGCUCUGAACUGGAUCACUGCCAAUCGUGAAAAGCUCAAGCAAAAUGGUUCAACUCUUGAGCUGAAACUCCACAGGCUUCAAUUUCUGGAGAUUAUCCAGAAAGGAACUAAAGGUGAUGCACUUAGUUAUGCCAGAACUUACCUUUCUCCUUUUGCUUCCCUGCACAUGAAUGAGUUUCAGAAGCUUGUGGUUUGCAUCAUAUGGAUUGGAAAGCUUGACAGCUGCCCACAUGCUGAGUUAAUGGCUCCAGCUCAUUGGGAGGAAUUUACUGUGGAGCUCACCCAACAUUUUUGCAGUCUUGUGGGACAGUCCUCUCCGAGCCCACUGACUGUGGCCAUAGCAGCUGGUAUUGAAGGGUUGCCUACACUUUUGAAGCUGGCUAAUGUAAUGGCUGCAAAGAAGCAGGAGUGGCUAGCAAUAAAACAAUUGCCAGUGCCAGUGGAAUUGGGGAAGGAAUUUCAGUUUCACUCAAUAUUUGUAUGUCCUGUGAGUAGAGAUCAAGGCAGCGAAGAGAAUCCACCAAUGCUGAUGCCUUGUCUGCAUGUCCUUUGCAAGCAAUCGAUCAUGAAGCUGUCGAAAAGCAGCUCUCGGAUAUUCAAAUGUCCUUACUGUCCAACAGAGGCUUCAGCUGCACAGUGCAGGCAACUGUAUUUCUGAUGCCUAUCAUGAUUGUAGAGCAAGUUUUUAGGGUCCUCCUCUUGUGGUCCUUAAAUUUGUGCUUUGUUUUAAGCAUUUUUAUUUGUAGAAGAUUGUAUAUAGAAAUUCUUUGUACAUUCACAAUUUAUUUUUACAAGGUUAUCAUUUGCA